This is a messenger RNA of Lotus japonicus, 1308 nucleotides long. RefSeq lists its product as uncharacterized. Gene Ontology annotation, biological process: DNA integration. Gene Ontology annotation, molecular function: RNA-DNA hybrid ribonuclease activity; nucleic acid binding. The transcript has a single exon. The coding region runs from base 1 to 1308 and encodes 435 amino acids. Lineage: Eukaryota; Viridiplantae; Streptophyta; Magnoliopsida; Fabales; Fabaceae. The record is from RefSeq and is a predicted model, not a curated record.
AUGGUUUUCUCUCAUUUUGAUAUAAUAAAACACAUAUUAUCCAAGCCUAUUUUGCACAGUCGAAUUGGUAAAUGGUCUUUAGCCUUAACCGAAUAUUCGCUCACGUAUGUCCCAUUGAAAGCAAUUAAGGGGCAAGCAGUAGCUGAUUUCUUAGCAGAUCAUACUCUGCCUAAAGAAAUAAAUUAUGUAGGAUUACAGCCUUGGAAGUUGUUUUUCGAUGGCUCAAGCCAUAAGCAAGGAUCGAGAAUUGGAAUGUUUAUAGUAUCCCCACAAGGCAUCCCAACCAAAUUCAUGUUUCGAAUUCAAGAAAGUUGUUCUAAUAACGAAACUGAAUAUGAAGCCUUAGUCUCUGGCCUCGAGAUACUGUUGGCCUUGGGGGCAAAAAACGUCGAGAUUAAAGGUGAUUCAGAAUUGGUAGUAAAACAGCUUACCAUAGAGUAUAAAUGCGUUAGUGAAAACUUGGCAAAAUAUUACGUGACAGUUAUGGGUUUACUAGCCAAUUUUGACCAAGCAGGAAUCAGCUACGUGCCUAGGGUGAGCAAUCAAGAGGCCAAUGAGUUAGCACAAAUCGCUUCUGGAUACAUGGUAGAUAAGAAGAAGUUGAAGGAAUUGAUCAAGAUCAAGGAAAAGCUGAGUCCUUUGGAUCUCGACAUUAUGACUAUUGAUAGCCUCACGCCUGGUGAUUGGAGGAAACCUAUUGUUGAGAAUCUGCAAAACCCCAUAGGAUCAACCGACAGAAAAAUUAAGUACAGGGCCCUAAAUUACACCAUCAUAGGCAAUGAAUUGUUUAAGAAGAACGUCGAUGGAACAUUGCUAAAAUGUUUAAGCAACGAUGAUGCGUUUGUAGCCAUUUCUGCUGUGCAUGAUGGUUUAUGUGGGGCACACCAAGCGGGAGCAAAAAUGAAAUGGAUUCUUUUCAGACAAGGAAUGUACUGCUCAACUAUCAUGAAGGACUGCAUCGAAUAUGCAAAAGGUUGUCAGGAUUGCCAUAAGCACUCAGGAGUCCAACAUGUGCCAGCUAGUGAGUUACACUCCAUUAUCAAGCCAUGGCCAUUUAGGGGUUGGGCUAUAAAUCUAAUUGGCGAGAUACAUCCUGCCUCAUCGAGGCAGCACAAGUAUAUAAUUGUGGCAAUAGAUUAUUUUACCAAAUGGGUCGAAGCCAUUCCACUGCAAAAUGUGACCCAGGAAACGGUAAUCGAAUUCAUACAAAAUCACAUUGUGUAUCGAUUUGGGUUGCCUGAAUCGCUUACAACGGACCAAGGGACAGUGUUCGUAGGACGAAAAGUAGCAGCUUUCGCAGAAUCUUAG